UUCCGCAUAAUUUUCACGUUCCAAACCAUGAGCGCUGUGACGUUCUUCCUGUCGGCAGGUGAUAUUGCAGCAGGGGCGUUGAUUGAUUGUGGCUAUUGCUUGUUUUCCUGAAGUAGAUUCCGCUACGCAUUACGAUGCCAUUUUCUUUAGAAGAAAAGGAAUGAGGCUUCUGUAUUUCCAGUUAGUCUAGACGUGCGUGCAUAAAGUGUUACUUCCUCCCAUUUUAUUCCUGGAUGUUUAGUCCCUAGUGAGCGUUGUCAUUUAAGUUCCAGCACCCCGGACAGCUCCUGUUUCCGAUGACUAAACUGACACUAUGGUGCGGACUGGUACACAACUUGCAGAUGUUUGUUUGUUGCAACAAAAAAGAAGUAAAAACUCGAAGCGCCGUUUUAUGAUAAACCGAGUUAAUGCUGGUGACACCCACACGCACGCACACACACAAACAGAGUGAGAGAGUGAGCGGGAGAGAGAGAGGGGGGAUAGAAUGCAGUGCGCGGAGCGUCAGACAAUGUGGAUAUUCACCAGCAAACCCAACCCAGCAUCUUCACUUUCAGGGGAACACUGUACGGCAUCCGAGGUGUGCAGUUCCACUACAAGCUGUAGAAGACGCUCUGCAUAAUCCGAAUAGUAAGACAGCCUUUCUCGAGCUUUCUAACUGGCAUCAUUGACCCUCCCUGGGAUCGUGGCCAUUUACCUGUGCUCGUCUGCAGAAGCUGCUUUCAGAGUAUCCACAUCGAUUCCUCGAUGCCAUCGUUGCUUUCCCUGUCUACAUGAACUGGAACAGAUUGCUUCCACCGUGUGCUGCGGACAUGACCCUGUGGAGCUGGCUGUGCCUGUUAAGCAUCCUAAAAAAAGGACUAGCUGCUGAUACUGAAGAGCGACUAGUAGAUCACCUCCUCAACCCUUCACGUUACAAUAAGCUAAUCCGCCCAGCCACCAAUGGCUCAGAGCUCGUCACUGUGCAGUUAAUGGUGUCCUUAGCCCAACUCAUUAGUGUGCAUGAGAGAGAGCAAAUCAUGACAACAAACGUAUGGCUAACACAGGAAUGGCAGGAUUAUAGGUUGACAUGGAAUCCAGAGGAGUUUGACGGAAUGCUGAAAGUCAGGUUACCGUCCAAGCACAUCUGGCUGCCUGAUGUUGUUCUCUAUAACAAUGCCGAUGGAAUGUAUGAAGUGUCCUUUUACUCUAAUGCUGUGGUAUCACAUGAUGGCAGUAUCUUCUGGCUUCCUCCAGCCAUUUACAAAAGCUCUUGUAAGAUUGAGGUGAAACACUUUCCCUUCGAUCAGCAAAACUGCACACUUAAAUUUCGGUCAUGGACUUACGACCGCACGGAGAUUGAUUUGGUUCUUAAGGCGGACAUGGCCAGCAUGGAUGACUUCACCCCAAGUGGAGAAUGGGAUAUUAUCUCCCUUCCUGGACGCAGAAACGAGAAUCCGGCUGAUUCUACAUAUGUGGACAUCACCUACGAUUUCAUAAUUCGCCGGAAGCCCCUGUUCUACACUAUCAAUCUCAUCAUCCCAUGUGUUCUGAUCACCUCACUGGCUAUCCUAGUCUUCUAUUUGCCUUCUGAUUGUGGUGAGAAAAUGACACUUUGCAUUUCCGUCCUGCUGGCCCUCACGGUGUUCCUCUUACUAAUUUCCAAAAUUGUUCCUCCCACAUCCUUAGACGUCCCUUUAGUAGGCAAGUACCUAAUGUUCACUAUGGUGCUAGUCACAUUCUCUAUAGUCACCAGUGUUUGUGUUCUAAAUGUGCACCACCGUUCCCCUACCACACACACAAUGCCACCAUGGGUGAAAGUGGUCUUUCUUGAGAAACUGCCUACUCUGCUCUUCAUGAAGCAGCCCAGAAACAACUGUGCUAGGCAGAGACUUCGUCAAAGGAGACAAGCACGUGAGCGAGCCAACAGCAGCCUGUUCUUCAAGGACAAUACCAGCUCAUGUACUUGCUAUGUGAAUCAAGCAACAGUAAAGCAGUUUGGCAAUAUCGGAACCUUUGGCGAAACAGCUCAAGCAUCAGACACAGUUGAUGGAGUCCAGGAGCAAAGUAGGAGUAAGCCACUACCUGAGGAAUGCUGUCAUGGGUUUCAAGAAGCAGUUGAUGGUGUGAGAUUCAUUGCGAACCACAUGAAGUGUGAAGACAACGAUCAGAGCGUGAGUGAGGAUUGGAAAUACGUGGCCAUGGUAAUCGACCGACUGUUCCUGUGGAUCUUUGUGUUUGUGUGCGUCUUUGGUACCAUUGGAAUGUUCCUGCAGCCUUUAUUCCAGAACUAUACUGCCAAAACAGUCAUUCAGACCCCAGAGUGACAAAGUCAUAUGCCUCACACAAUUGCGAAAAGGGCCGUAAACAGUCCAAGAAAACAGCUUUUCCUAAAAUCCCCUUAACCUCUGGUAGGAGUCUAAUUUUCUGAUACUGUUGUAUGUAAUAUUCUGGUGCUGUCAAAAGAUUUUGGGUGACUCAUAGUAGUUGGGAACCUACCAGAGGUACAGGAAGACUGAUCACAACUAAAUGACUGGAGGACCCAACUGAAAAACGCACUGCAGAAAGAAGGUACCAGUAUUACUUAACCAAAAUUACCCGAGGUUGAGGGGCAAAGGCAUCAGCAGAAGGAAAAGGAUUUGCUCUGUAAGGCUAGGGAAGGUAUACUUUUGAGUUUCCACUUCAUAUGAAAAAGCACACUUGUGUCUUUUGUUGUAUUUGUACAGGGUGCUGUCAAUGUCCUUCACCUUCAGAGAGCCUUUUAAUACAGGUUUCAAGUGAAUGUGAGCAAUUCAGUACUACCUAACUUUAUUUCAGCCAACUCGACUCAAGUGUUUUUCAUGGAUUUCUUCACAGAGUCUUCGGUGCAUUUCAUACUGAUUACUUUUGGACCCUCGUGUUACUCAUUUUCCAGUUCUGUAUGAGUUGAUUAUAUUGCAGUCAAAAUUAAAAUGCAUAUAUGGCGUGGAUUACUUCUUUCCACCUAUGCUAUGACUGCUCUUGUUAUGAAUGUACAUUGCUAGACUUCACUUG
Messenger RNA from Erpetoichthys calabaricus (reedfish), 3009 nucleotides. It is a transcript of the gene chrnb2, whose product is annotated as cholinergic receptor, nicotinic, beta 2. Bases 771 to 2303 code for a protein of 510 amino acids. The record is from RefSeq and is a predicted model, not a curated record. The transcript is spliced from 6 exons. Lineage: Eukaryota; Metazoa; Chordata; Cladistia; Polypteriformes; Polypteridae. Gene Ontology annotation, biological process: regulation of membrane potential; monoatomic ion transmembrane transport; chemical synaptic transmission. Gene Ontology annotation, cellular component: postsynaptic membrane; synapse; neuron projection. Gene Ontology annotation, molecular function: acetylcholine-gated monoatomic cation-selective channel activity; transmembrane signaling receptor activity.